AAGUCUUAUGUCAAGGAAAACUGAACUGAAUUUGCUGCAGCUAUUGUGUUCAAACGGUUCAAACCUUUAUCAGGCAAGAACUCAGGGCAAAGUGCAUUGAAUAUCAGCUAUCAUCAAGAUAUGAGAGAUGCAGAUUAAUCAAUAAUCUCAUUCAGUGUUAUUAGUUCGGGGUUUAUGACCAAGACAGUGGUAUAAAGGGUAGCCUUUUGUUUCUGCUGUGUUCAUCACAGUUGUCUCAGGUAAGCUACACACAAACUGGCGUAUCGUCUACACUGCAACAGUCUCUAGGGUUAGUCGCUUAUAGAGCACAGGGCAGUGGAAGGAAUCGUGCAGCAGUUUAAAGUUUCUCUGUUUAUUCUGGUGUUUACAGGAUGUUCAAGUUAGUGAUACUGUUCCUGACACUGUCAGGCCUCCAAGCUGCCCCACUUGCAGUCCCAAGAAGUUUGCAGAAGACAUCUUCAACCUAUAAGCUCCCUGAUGGCUUUCACCAGGGCACUGAACACUCCGACAUCCAUGAACCUGUUCCUAGGGGCUUCCGACAAGGUACAGAGCCCUCCAGGAGGUUCCUUGUUGACCUCAACACAGGCCUGGUGCAGGAACACAUCAGUGAGAUGGACAGGAGAGUGGAGGGAUUUGGAGAGAUGGAGAGAAGACACUGGCUGACAGACGAGGUCCCUGUUGAUGUUCCAACCCAGAAGAAUGGUGGUGGUUGGGUCCGGGUGGAGGAACCCUCUGCUCCUCAUCUCCCCGAUGGUUUCAGACAAGGAACCGAACCUGUGAUGUCUAUCCCAGAUGGUUUCAGACAGGAAACCGAACCCGUGAUGUCUAUCCCAGAUGGUUUCAGACAGGGAACAGAACCCAUGAUGUCUAUCCCAGAUGGUUUCAGACAGGGAACAGAACCCAUGAUGUCUAUCCCAGAUGGUUUCAGACAAGGAACAGAACCCAUGAUGUCUAUCCCAGAUGGUUUCAGACAGGGAACAGAACCCAUGAUGUCUAUCCCAGAUGGUUUCAGACAGGGAACAGAACCCAUGAUGUCUAUCCCAGAUGGUUUCAGACAGAGAACAGAACCCAUGAUGUCUAUCCCAGAUGGUUUCAGACAAGGAACAGAACCCAUGAUGUCUAUCCCAGAUGGUUUCAGACAGGGAACAGAACCCAUGAUGUCUAUCCCAGAUGGUUUCAGACAGGGAACAGAACCCAUGAUGUCUAUCCCAGAUGGUUUCAGACAGGGAACAGAACCCAUGAUGUCUAUCCCAGAUGGUUUCAGACAGGGAACAGAACCCAUGAUGUCUAUCCCAGAUGGUUUCAGACAGGGAACCGAACCCAUGAUGUCUAUCCCAGAUGGUUUCAGACAGGGAACCGAACCCAUGAUGUCUAUCCCAGAUGGUUUCAGACAGGGAACCGAACCCAUGAUGUCUAUCCCAGAUGGUUUCAGACAGGGAACCGAACCUAUGAUAUCUAUCCCAAAUGGUUUCAGACAGGGAACCAAACCCAUUCUUAUAAUCCCCUUGCGCUUUAGACAGGGAACUGAACACUUUACCUCUGGGCUUCAAACAAAAAGAGUGGCUUGUAAGGGGGAGGUCAUUGAUGGAAAAUGCUAUGAGUUCAACCCAACGUCGCUGGCCUUUCAAGAUGCACAGGCUUUAUGCAGAGCUCUCGCCCCGAAUGCUGAGCUUGCAUCUGUAACCACUGGCGAUCUGCAUUCCCGCCUGGUUGCCCUGGCAACCAAGGAUGGCGAGCGCAACCCUGUGUUGACCUGGCUGGGAGGCAUAGUCAAGAACCAGCAGGCAUCAUGGGUAGACGGGUCAGAGUGGAGUUACAGCGACUGGAUGCCAGGUCACCCCAACAUUCACACUGAUAAACCUGUCUGUGUGGAGAUGUUUAAGAUAGACGAGAGCUGGUGGACGGCAGCCGACUGUGAACUGAAGAGAGCGUCCAUCUGUUCAUACCAGAUCACUGCAUGAAAACCACAAAGAAACACAGCAUAAGAGGGUGGCUCGCUUCAUUUAUUCUCUUAUGAGUACCCUUAACAAUCUUAUAGACAAUAUUGUUUCCAUUAGUUUGGGCUACCGUUGUCUGCAUCUGUCUCUAUUUCCUUAAAUAAAACCUGGCAUUUUA
Messenger RNA from Sander lucioperca (pikeperch), 2115 nucleotides. RefSeq names its product actin cytoskeleton-regulatory complex protein pan1-like. The transcript is spliced from 7 exons. The coding region runs from base 372 to 1961 and encodes 529 amino acids. The record is from RefSeq and is a predicted model, not a curated record. Lineage: Eukaryota; Metazoa; Chordata; Actinopteri; Perciformes; Percidae.